AUGGAUGUGCCGGAAACCGAGAAAAAAUGUAUCGAUUCAAAGAUCAACAUGACUGUGCUAUUCGACCAGUUUUGUGAUCUUGUAGAAAGGGGACGGAAAGCCGGGAAAUCGGUACUUGUUUGUAGUGCGAAAGGAAGGAAUAGGGCUCCGGCAUUCUGUGCAGCCUAUCUGAUAAGUAAAGAAAGAAUGACUCGCCAGCAGGCUGUUGCCAAGGUCCUCGAGCAGGUAAAAACCACUUUCCAUCACUGCUAA
Messenger RNA from Haemonchus placei, 252 nucleotides. NCBI's taxonomy places the organism in Eukaryota, Metazoa, Nematoda, Chromadorea, Rhabditida, Trichostrongylidae. The record is from the annotation of a GenBank genome assembly.